This is a messenger RNA of Apaloderma vittatum (bar-tailed trogon), 3132 nucleotides long. Its product is annotated as ankyrin repeat and fibronectin type-III domain-containing protein 1-like. Gene Ontology annotation, cellular component: spindle. The transcript is spliced from 22 exons. The record is from RefSeq and is a predicted model, not a curated record. Gene Ontology annotation, biological process: regulation of establishment of bipolar cell polarity; establishment of mitotic spindle orientation. NCBI's taxonomy places the organism in Eukaryota, Metazoa, Chordata, Aves, Trogoniformes, Trogonidae. Gene Ontology annotation, molecular function: protein binding. The annotation marks the transcript as partial.
AUGGCUUCGUUCGGGAAGCUCACGGAGUACUUCAGCCUGAGGAAGUCGAGGAUGGAGCUGUGCUCUGGGCGGCGGAGCCGGCGGAGCGGGAGCUGUUGCUGUAGUGUCACCGAGUGCAGGUCUCUGGACAGAAAGCUGCAGCGACCGCUCCUGGGGAAGUCCCGAACGCUGCCCAGCAUCCCGCAGUCACCGGUCCUGAGCAGGCUUCCCCUCCUCGACCCCACCACGUACAGGGAGGAGAUGCCGGAGCAGAAGCCCUACAAGAAGCACUCGGCCUCCGAGCGCCAGAAAGGCUGCACGGUCCCAUCUACCGGGGAGGCCUGGCGCCUGGAGGACGACUGCACAGACCCCCCCGGGGACCCCCAGCUCAGCACGGCGGUGGAGGAUGCCCCAUUCAGCUACUUCCGCACCCGCUCCUUCUACAUGAGGAAGAGCCUGUCGGUUGACAACCACCUGGGCUCCCUCAGCUACGCUGUCCACCCGGCGGAGACAAAGGCCGAGCGUGUCAAGACCAAGCUGCGGCGGCAGUUUAGCCUGGGGUCAGCGGACAAGAAGGACUUUUACCAGCCAAAGUCGGAAAGCAGCCUCUCUAGGUUUGCCCACCGCUUGUCGGUUAAGCAGAAGCAGGAGAAGAGAAGGAAAGCUGAGUAUGCCUCAGCCGAGCUGUCUGCCUUCCGGCCCAGGUCUCUGAGCAUUGAAUGGUCAUCCUCCCCUAAAAUGACGCAGCAGAUGCGGGACCUGAAGCUGGCGCAGGCCAGGAAGCCGCCGGGCCCUUCCUCACCGAAUGCGGCCAAGAGGCUCUACCGAAACCUGUCGGGGAAAUUCCGCGUCAACUACACGUCCUUCGACGAGGGCAGCCUGGCAGGACGGGGCGAGAAGGAGAAGCUCCGCAAGUCUUACCUGUUCCAGAGCAAUGCUGCCCUCUUCGAGGCUGUGGAGCUGCAGGACUUAGACAGGGUCCAGGAGCUGCUGAAGCAGUACAGCCCUGAGGAGCUGGAUCUCAACACCCCCAACAGCGAGGGACUACUGCCCCUGGACAUAGCCAUCAUGACCAACAAUGCUCCCAUCGCCAGGGCGCUGCUACAGGCAGGAGCGAAGGAGAGCCCACACUUCGUGAGCCUGGAAAGCCGCUCACUGCACCUCUCCACGCUGGUGCGGGAAGCGGAGCAGCGCGUCAACGAGCUGACGGCGCAGGUGGUCAACGAGGCGCCCAACGCCGACUGCUCUGAGAAGGAGAAGCAGCUCAAGGCCUGGGAAUGGCGAUACCGGCUGUACAAGCGCAUGAAGGCAGGGUUUGAGCACGCCCGAGCGCCAGAUGCCCCCACCAAUGUCCACCUCUCGGUGGCCAGCAGCUCCUCGGUGCAGGUGACCUUCUGGGAGCCCCUGAGCGUCAAUUCGGCUGUUGUCACCAAGUACAAAGUGGAGUGGAGCUGCUCCCCAACCUUCUCACCACUGCUGGGAGAGGCCGUGAUCGACCAGCUGAAGGACCUGCACUUCACCAUCCAGGGCCUGGUGUCGGGCACAGCUUACUACGUCCAGGUGUCUGCCUACAACAUGAAGGGCUGGGGUCCCCCACAAGCCUCCAUCCCCCCUUUCGCCAUCCCUUCCAACUGGCGGGAGUAUGACGGCCGGGCGCCGCGGCGAAGGGGACAACCUGAAGCUCUGGAUCAUCUGCUGGGCCAGGUGAAGAACAUCCACCAGCACUGCGUUUGCCAUGAGCCCUGCAAGAACCAGCCCCAGAGCAGGAAGCACUCGGUCUCCAAGAGCCUGAAGCACCUCUUCCACCCUGGCAGCAAGUUUCUCAAGACACUGAAGCGGGGCCUCUAUCUGACAGCCAUCUUCUACAAGGAUGACAACAUCCUGCUGACCCAUGAAGACCAGAUCCCCGUGGUAGAGAUUGACGACACCUACUCCUGCCUACUCAUGCAAGAUUUUCUCUGGUUCACUAAGGUGUCCUGCAUGUGGGACGAGAUCCUGUGGCUGCGGCAGUGCGUCACUGUCUCCCAGUCAUCCUGCUCCUGCAUCCUGCAGACGCGCUUCAAGAUGCUGCUGGCCAUCUCACAAAUGCAGGGGCUGCUGGGCAUCCAGGACCUGGGGCAAGUCUUCUUUGAGCCUGUCAAAGACAAACAGGGCAACAUCCUCAUCGUCACCCUGAAGGAGGUGAAGACCAACCAGACCUUCGAGAGUGUCCGCUGGGUUCCCAUCUGCAAGCUGCAGACCAACCGCAAGUCCGUGUCUUCCCCGGAGGAGCCCACCGCCCUGGACACGCUGCUGAUCUCCAUCCAGGACAAGCUGGCUUACCACCAGCGGAGCAGCCAUGCCCUCUCACCAGGACUGUACCUGGGAUACUUGAAGCUCUGCAGUGCCGUGGAUCAGAUCCGAGUGUUGGUGCCAGAGCGACUCCCCAACAUCCUGUGCCACGUCAAGAUCCGCUCCAACCCCAACAUCUCCAGGGAGGAGUGGGAAUGGCUGCAGAAGAUGGCCAGCGUGGAGGAGCCUGUUCCAACGGAGCCAGAGGCUGAGGCCUCUCAGAACCACUUGUUUCAGGAGCUCCAAGUGGCCAUAAAGGAGCUGAUGACCCUGGUCAACAUCCCGUUGCAAGAGGCCAAAGACUUCCGUCUGUACAGCCAAGAAGUGCUGGACUUUGGGGACCAGGUCUCCUUCCUGCUGCUCCUGCCUCCGUCGGAUGACGUCUGCACUGCUCCAGGCCAGAACAACCCCUACACCCCUCGCUCCGGCUUCCUCACGCUGCCGCUGCAGAUCUUCGAGCUAGUCCACUUCUUCACGUAUGACCGUGAGUUCAUCACCCAGUACUGCCAGGUGUCCGCUCUCCUGGAGCUGGAGUCACUCCUCUCUCAGCAGAGCCUCAGGGAGGCUUUCUCCGACGCCGAGCUCUCCACUGCGAAGCAGAGGCACCAGCAGAUUCAGGACUACAUCCAGCAAAUGGAGGAAAUCUGGCGUGAGAUGCGCUGGAUUAUGGAUGCCCUGCAACACGCACGGUACAAGCAGCCCUCCUGCGGUGUGUCUCUCAGCGGCUUCCUCAGCGAGGCUGGCGACUCGCAUGGGCUGUCGGACGAAGAGGGCUCCUCAGAGGUGUUCCUGGCCACGGACAGUGACUACGACUCCAGCAGG